Messenger RNA from Polychytrium aggregatum, 1618 nucleotides. Its product is annotated as pyruvate kinase. Gene Ontology annotation, biological process: glycolytic process. The transcript has 7 exons. Gene Ontology annotation, molecular function: pyruvate kinase activity; potassium ion binding; magnesium ion binding. Bases 53 to 1528 code for a protein of 491 amino acids. The record is from RefSeq and is a predicted model, not a curated record. Gene Ontology annotation, cellular component: cytoplasm. Lineage: Eukaryota; Fungi; Chytridiomycota; Chytridiomycetes; Polychytriales.
CCCUCGUCGCCAUCUGCAUCGCAUCUGCAUCUGCGUUCGAACACAUCCAGCCAUGACCGACAAUUACCUCGACCACCCUGUGCAGAUCAAGUCCAAGAUCAUCUGCACCAUUGGACCCAAGACUCAGUCCGUUGAGAUGCUGGGCAAGCUCAUCGAGGCUGGUAUGGGUGUUAUGCGCAUGAACUUCUCGCACGGUACCCACGAGUACCACGAGAAGACCGUCAAGAACCUGCGCGAGUACCUCUCCUCGUGCAAGAACCCCCGCACCGUGGCCAUUCUCCUCGAUACCAAGGGCCCUGAGAUUCGAUCUGGCAAGCUUGUCGACGGCAAGGAUGUGCAGCUGAUUACCGGAAACAAGUUCACUUUCCACAACGACACUUCGAGACUCGGCGACGCAACCCAGGUCUGGACCACCUACAGCUCCCUCGCCCGCACCGUCGAGCCCGGAGACAUGAUCCUUGUCGACGACGGCCUCAUUGGCAUGAAGGUCGAUGAGGUCAACGAAGAAACCGGCGAGGUUCACUGCACCAUCCAGAACAACGGCAUGCUUGGCGAAACCAAGGGUGUCAACCUGCCCGGCAACCCCGUCGAUCUCCCUGCCAUCACCGAGAAGGACGCCUCCGACAUCAAGUUUGGCGUCGAGCAGGGCAUCGACUUUAUCGCUGCCUCGUUCAUCCGCAAGGCUGCCGACGUUCACGAGAUCCGCAUGCUGAUUGCCGGCACCAACAUCAAGAUCAUCUCCAAGAUUGAGAGCCAGGAGGGCAUCGAGAACUUUGACGAGAUUCUCGCUGCCUCGGACGGUAUCAUGGUUGCCCGUGGUGAUCUCGGUGUCGAGAUCCCCGUCGAGCAGGUUGCCCGCUUCCAGAAGAUGAUGAUCCGCAAGUGCAAUGCCGCCGGCAAGCCCGUUGUCACCGCUACCCAGAUGCUUGAGUCCAUGAUCUUCAACCCCCGCCCCACCCGUGCCGAGGCCACCGAUGUUGCCAACGCCGUCCUCGAUGGCUCCGACUGUGUCAUGCUUUCGGGCGAGACUGCCAAGGGCGCCCACCCCGUUGCUGCCGUCGAGAUGAUGUCCAAGAUUUGCCGCGAGGCCGAGCUCGACAUCAACUACUCGGAGCUGUACCCGGCUCUCCGACGACAGAUCCGCCUGCCCAUCAGCGUCUCCGAGGCCAUCGCCUCCAGCGCCGUUAAGACCAGCUGGGAUGUCCAUGCCACCCUGAUCAUUGUCCUGACCCAGACCGGCAACACCGCCCUCUCGAUUGCCAAGUACCGCCCAAUCGCCCCCGUCCUGGCCAUCACCGCCAACGCCCAAGUUGCCCGUCAGUGCCAGGUUCUGCGCGGCAUUUACCCUCUCCUUGUUGACUCCAUGGCCGGCACCGAGAACCUCAUCCACCGCGCCAUGCUGUGGGGUGUCAAGAUGGGCAUGGCCCAGCGCGGCGACCCGGUUGUCGUCACCAGCGGUAUCAUCGAAGAGACUGCCGGCGCCACCAACAUCAUGCGCGUCCUCAAGUGCGUUGGAUUCGAAGUUUAAUUUAAUUAGAUUCCUGGGUCGUUGUUCCCCUGUUUUGUUCCUCCUUUCGUGUUAAUAUUACAGUGCUCAUGAAACGCAUCGGGAAGCCAC